Molecule: messenger RNA, 1890 nt
Organism: Ricinus communis (castor bean)
Lineage: Eukaryota; Viridiplantae; Streptophyta; Magnoliopsida; Malpighiales; Euphorbiaceae
Product: laccase-2
Exons: 7
Coding region: 46-1767 (573 amino acids)
Biological process (GO): lignin catabolic process
Cellular component (GO): apoplast
Molecular function (GO): copper ion binding; hydroquinone:oxygen oxidoreductase activity
Source: RefSeq, a predicted model, not a curated record
AUCCAAUACACAAGGUAGAGCCAGGGAAAAGUUUAAACCCAGAAAAUGAAAGCAAAGAUGGGUUGGAACCCAUGUUUGGUAGGAGACAUUUUUCUUGCUAGUCUGGUUUUUGGUUUGGCUCAUGGUGCUGCCCAUCAUUACUAUGACUUCAUUCUGAAGGAAACUAAUUUUACAAGGCUGUGUAGCACAAAGAGCAUGCUAACUGUAAAUGAUAGUUUUCCAGGGCCUGAAAUUCAUGUUCACAAAGGUGACACAGUGUUUGUUAAUGUCCAUAACCAUGGAGAAUAUGGUGUCACUAUUCACUGGCAUGGAGUUAGACAACCAAGAAAUCCAUGGUCUGAUGGUCCUGAAAAUGUUACACAAUGCCUCAUCCCACCCGGAACAAGUUUCAUCCAAGAAAUUAAUUUUAGUUCAGAAGAAGGAACCCUUUGGUGGCAUGCACACAGCGAUUGGUCAAGAGCAACUGUCCAUGGUGCCAUUGUUAUUUAUCCUGAACAUGGAACAAGUUACCCAUUUCCUAAACCUGAUGCAGAAAGCACAAUUGUUCUUGCAUCUUGGUACAAAGCAGAUGUUAUGAACAUGAUUACACAAGCCCUUGCAACUGGUGCAGACCCCAACGUCUCAGAUGCCUUCACAAUCAAUGGACAACCUGGAGAUUUAUAUGACUGUUCGAAUGAAACGAUAUACCGUAUGAUGAUCGAAUAUGGCAAAACUUAUCUUAUCCGAAUUAUCAAUGCGAUAUUAAAUGAAGAAAUGUUCUUCGGAAUAGCACGACACAAUCUCACAAUUGUUGGCACAGAUGGUGCAUAUGUCAAGCCUGUAACAGUUGAUUACAUAGUAAUAACUCCAGGGCAAACAAUGGACGUUUUGGUCACAGCCAACCAAGCUCCUAGCCGCUACUACAUUGUUAGUUCACCUUUUGCUGAUACUACCUCUGCAUUUGACAACACUACUACCACAGCAAUUCUUGAGUACACUAAUGGAAAUUGUACUACUCCUCCAUCACCAAUUUCACUUCCAAUUUUUCCUGCCUAUAAUGACUCUGAUGCUGUAGCAGUCUUCACAAGUAAAUUAAAGGCUUUGGCUAGCUCAGAGCACCCCAUUAAUGUCCCUAAGAAUGUCACUAGACAUUUAUACAUGACAAUAUCUACAAAUCUCUUGCCUUGCCCCAAUGCAUCAUGCUCAGGGUCAUCCAAUGGCGACAGGCUAUCUGCAAGCCUAAACAACAUAAGCUUCAACUACCCUUUUACAUCGAUUCUCCAAGCGUACUACUGGAACUGGAGUAAUAUUUUUACUACAGAUUUCCCAGAUGAGCCGCCAGUGUACUUUAAUUUUACUGGAAAUGUGGACAACAUUACGUUAUACACAAGCCUAGGGACAAAUGUGAUAAUGGUAGAUUAUAACGAAAGUGUAGAAAUUGUUUUCCAGGGGACUAAUCUUAUGGUCGCUGAAAAUCAUCCCAUGCAUCUCCAUGGCUUCAGCUUCUUUUUGGUAGGAACGGGCAGAGGGAAUUUUGACAAUGCUACCGAUCCCUUGAAAUACAACUUGAUUGAUCCUCCAGAAGUUAACACCAUUGGCGUUCCUAAGAAUGGUUGGGCUGCCAUCAGAUUCUACGCGGACAAUCCUGGUGUAUGGUUUGUGCAUUGCCAUUUGGAGCGUCAUACAAGUUGGGGAAUGGAUACUGUGAUAAUAGUGAAGAAUGGAGGUACCAAUGAUACAAGCAUCCGCUCUCCCCCUCCUUAUAUGCCUCCUUGUUCCAUGUCUUAGUUUUAAACUAGUUGUUACCCCAAUGAACUUUGCUUGUAUUAUCAGUACUCAUGCUCAUUUAUUAUUAUUUGAAUAUGAAUAUUCCGUUAAUAAGAAGUAAUAAGUAUAUUUUGAUAUAGAAAA